Molecule: messenger RNA, 3066 nt
Organism: Hemibagrus wyckioides
Lineage: Eukaryota; Metazoa; Chordata; Actinopteri; Siluriformes; Bagridae
Gene: sufu
Product: suppressor of fused homolog (Drosophila)
Exons: 13
Coding region: 215-1672 (485 amino acids)
Cellular component (GO): nucleus; cytoplasm
Molecular function (GO): transcription factor binding
Source: RefSeq, a predicted model, not a curated record
UCAAAGUAAGAAGCCACGCCUCCCGCUGACCCCGCAAACCCUGGGGGAGACGAGUGUUCAGGGUUUUUAAAAGAUAAAUACGCUGGAAGUAAAUUAACCUCUGGAGCGAGUUUUAUCACUUUAGAGAGUCGUUCGCAUUUUUGUGAAGAGGGCUUCGGGAUUUCGGGAUUUUUGGAGGACUUUUCCAUUCUUUUUUUGGGUGUCGUAGUGAAGGAUGGAUAAAAUGCGGCCUAGCGGCGGAGCGGCUGGCCACCUCGGGCUCGCCUCGCUCUUUCCGCCGGGUCUGCAAGCCAUUUAUGCGGAGUGUCGGCGCCUGUACCCCGAUCAACCAAACCCGCUUCAAGUCACUGCCAUCGUUAAGUACUGGUUAGGGGGCCCAGAUCCUCUAGACUACAUAAGUAUGUACAGAAACGUGGGAUGUCCUGCUCUGGAUGUUCAGGAACACUGGCAUUAUGUGAGUCUCGGCCUGAGUGAUCUGUACGGAGACAACAGAGUUCAUGAAUUCACUGGUCAAGAUGGUCCAAGUGGAUUUGGAUUUGAGCUUACAUUUCGGUUAAAGAGGGAGCCCGGGGAGACGGCUCCCCCCACCUGGCCAGCUGAGCUUAUGCAAGGUUUGGCUCGAUACGUCUUUCAAUCAGAAAACACAUUCUGCAGUGGUGACCACAUUUCAUGGCACAGCCCACUAGACAACAGUGAGUCCCGAAUCCAGCACAUGCUGCUCACAGAGGAUCCCCAGAUGCAACCUGUACAAACCCCAUUUGGUCUGGUCAGCUUCCUUCAAAUUGUCGGGGUGUGCACCGAAGAGCUGCAGGCAGCACAGCAAUGGAAUGGUCAGGGCAUUUUGGACCUGCUGCGUGGAGUGCAUGUUGCUGGAGGUCCGUGGUUAAUCACUGACAUGAGGAGAGGGGAGACUAUAUUUGACAUUGAUCCUCACUUACAACAGGAGAGGGUGGAUAAAGGCAUCGAAACAGACGGCUCUAACCUGAGCGGAGUCAGUGCCAAGUGUGCAUGGGAUGACCUGAGCCGACCUCCUGAGGAUGAGGACGACAGUCGCAGCAUCUGCAUUGGAUCACAGCCACGCAGGCUGUCCGAGAAAGACACUGAACAGAUCAGGGAAGCCCUGAGGAAAGGACUGGAGAUUAACAGCAAGUCAGUCUUACCUCCCAUUAACAGUCAGAAACACAACCAAGACCGGCCACUACAAUCAGUCGGACAUUUGCAGAGCAAGCAGAACUCAAGAAGCCGUAAGGACAGUCUGGAAAGUGAGAGCUCAUCUGCUAUUGUUCCCCAUGAGCUGGUGAGGACACGACAGCUGGAGAGUGUGCACCUCAAGUUCAAUCAGGAGUCUGGAACUCUGCUCCCACUGUGCCUUAGAGGUCGUCUCCUUCAUGGGCGGCACUUCACAUAUAAAAGUAUCAAUGGUGACACGGCAAUCACUUUUGUAUCCACUGGAGUAGAGGGUGCCUUUGCAACAGAAGAGCACCCCUACGCUGCUCAUGGGCCAUGGCUACAGAUCCUUCUCACUGAAGAGUUUGUGGAGCACAUGCUAGGUGACAUUCAGGAUCUAAGUAUUCGUGACGAGUUCAAGCUACCAAAGGAAUACAGCUGGCCUGAUAAGAAGCUAAAGAUUUCCAUCCUGCCAGAUACAGUGUUUGACAGCCCGCUGCAAUAAGACUGAGAAGCUGAAUCUCCCCACACGUCUCUAGAGGAGUGCUGAGCCGCCGGGGCUCCAUAGAGACUCGUGCUUAUACACAGUUGGAGGAAAUGGACACGUAGACACUUGACUCCCUCUCAGACAGCUGUUGGCACAAGACACUGAAUAUGCCUUUUUCACCAAGUAUUAACUCCAUCAUAGCAUUUAACCUUCAAAUGUUUCUGUUGAAUGCAAUUUGCCAAAAUUCCCUUAUAUAAUAUUCAUUUUCAAAAGUCUGUGUGCCUACAGCCUGUACAGAAAGGGUUUUUGAAUCCUUUUUUUGAAUAUUCAAGAUGGGUUUUACUGUAAAAGGGCUUUCUGUAAAGCUAUGAUGUGCAUUAACCAGACUGAGAUUUGCAUCAGGUUGAAGAAUGACUUUUCCUAAAUCUAAACAAUGCCUGUUGAGUUUAUGGGAGAACAAACAUGGAAGAGCUACAAAAAUUUUUAUUAUAAUUAUUGUUAUUGGGGUCAGAGAAUGAUCAUUUUGUAUAAGAGGUUGGCUGAAACCAUGUUUACACGUUUUAAAGGUUGGGCAUAGCAAAUUCAUAGCCUUGCCAAAUAUCCCCAAACGCUUUCUCUGCCACAAGGAAGUACUGAUGUAAAUCUGCUUAACGGUUGCUUUGAGUAUGAAAGCAUUAUUUGAAAUGUUCAUUGUGUACAAAAAGAUUGAUUAUACCAAAGGUGUAUUUCCUGGAAAAAUCAAAUCUUUUUUUUUUUUUUUAAGCUCUAGAAAGCUAUACUGCCAAUCUUAACAUGAUGAAUGCCUUGUGAGUUAUUAGUACUGCAUUAUAAAAAAUGUGCACAGUCUUGUCAGGAAAUCUUUAGUAGCUAGAGGAAACUUUUGACCAGCAAAACUAUAACAAACUGCUUCUCAUGCAGUCAACCUGGAACGAAUCCACCUUUUGUAUCAUGAGCUAAUGAAGUGUUUAGAUAGCUCGCAAAUUAAAUACACUAGUGCCUGUUUAAAACUGUGAUCAACACUAUCUUUAGCAAGUUGCUAAUGUAUACCAAAGCCAGUAUUUAAUUUGCAUUCUCGUGUAUUGGAUGUAGGAGAUCAAAAGCCCAUUUUAUGUCCUCCUCCCCCUUGAUUUCUUUAACCAUUAAAGUGCAAUGGUUAACACAUUUCACUUGUUCCUGUUACACUCCAUGUUAUUUUAUGGCUGUAAGUUAAAAGGUGUUUGUGAGAACAGAAGUAUGUUAACAAACUGCAUUAGUUCCCUUUUUUAAUACCCAAAUGCAUAGUUUGUGUUUGUUUGUUUGUUGUUUUUUUGGAAGAGGUCUUUAUGUAGUGUAUUGUCUUUUUAUAUUCUUUCAAAUCACUAAACUGCCUGUUUUUCUUACCAUUAAAGUGCAUUAAAGUUUAUUUACAUAAA